Molecule: messenger RNA, 921 nt
Organism: Acanthocheilonema viteae
Lineage: Eukaryota; Metazoa; Nematoda; Chromadorea; Rhabditida; Onchocercidae
Source: the annotation of a GenBank genome assembly
AUGGGAGUGCUCAUCCAAUCUCUUCAUCAAUCGUUAUCCACAAACACUACUGAUUGUAUGAGUGUUGCACAGUGGACCAGUCAAGGUGUUGUGGUCGGAAUUGAUACGGUUGAAAAUGUACAUGUGCAUCAUGUGCAAGAACUGAAAAGGCUUGGCAAAUGGAUAUUGGUAAACUUUGGAUUUCGUCAAUAUUAUAAGUGUAUUGUGGGUAAUCGAUUUGAGACGUCAAUAUGUCCAAUAAGCCCCUGGUUCCUUUUUAUGCCAAUUUUUAAUCGGUUUGGUGUUGGAUACUGUCGUAAUAUCUUUCGCUGGCUACGUUACAACUUUUUUUUUAAACUGCAUAAUACGGUGAACGAUGUGGAAUGUCUGGUCGACACACGUGGAAGUGGAUUUAACCUGAAAGCAACAUCCGUUAUUGGUUUAUUAUUUGGGAGUUUUCAUUUGUCGUUGAUGCGCCCUUCGGACAAGUACCGAAACUCUGAUAUUAUAUGCAGUGAAGGAACUGAAUCGGGGAGAACCCAUCAACGUUCCGAAACCGUAGGACAGUUUUCAGAAGUGCUGGAAGAUCACAAGGAGAGUUAUGUGGCACGAGUUUUGAAAACAACUGUGGAGCGGUCGCUGAUAUCACUGAUAAAGAGUGCUACGGCAAAAGUAAGGCUUGCUAUGAGCAGUAGUGGUUAUCAAUUAUCACAUGGAACAAAACAUAAUUCAAUUGAAGAUGUUGAUGAAAGAAAAAAGGAGGAAAAUAAUGCUUUAGAUGAUCUGGUUAAAAAGGCCGUUGCACGGAAGGAAUUAAAUAAGAUCAUCAGGGUAGUCAAUAUUGGACGCGAAGAAGAGGAAAUUCGCGAUCAUCCGUUGCUUACUAUUGCUGAAUCGACAGCGCAUUAUUUGAUGAGACAGAUGGAUGACGUUGAAGCCUAG